Penaeus chinensis is the source of this 758-nucleotide messenger RNA. RefSeq names its product chorion class high-cysteine HCB protein 13-like. NCBI's taxonomy places the organism in Eukaryota, Metazoa, Arthropoda, Malacostraca, Decapoda, Penaeidae. The record is from RefSeq and is a predicted model, not a curated record. The transcript is spliced from 4 exons. The coding region runs from base 1 to 636 and encodes 211 amino acids.
AUGCGAAGGACACUAAUUGGUCCCCCUCAUGACUAUGUAACAGGCAUCACUUGUACAACGGCUACCACAGACGGACGGGAUAUCACGGAGCCCCAUUCGGCUGCCUGCGCCUCCUUCGGCCACAGCGCCCCAAAAUCAAGGAAGCCCAAACCCGCAUUCCAGGUGGCAGCACAAACGACGCAGGGAGGCUGCCACCACGGGCAAGGAGAGUGUGUACCCCAGGACCUGUGCGACCGAGAUGCUGCGGUGACGUCACUCUGUUCAGAGGGUGAAGUGUGUUGCCUGUUGGUUGGGCCAAGAGACAGGUGCGACUCGCCAGAGAACUGUGCAAGAUUCCCCAACAAACCUUGCAGGACGACAGGUGUUUGCAGUAAUGGCGGAGGCAGAUGUUCACAGCGGUGUGGGGACGAUGAGAUACAGCUGUCGAGAUCGUGCGGCAGAGGUUGCGUCUGCUGUGCGCCUGACGACUUUUCCUCCUCCUCAUCAUCGCGAGAGUCGGGCGAGUGCGGGGACACCUUCAUGUGCCGAGCGGCAGGAGGCGACUGCUCGGCCCAGUGCGACGGCGACAGAGAACUGCCACAACCCUGCGGGUUUGGUUGCCGGUGUUGCAUCGGAGGUACUGACGCCGAUGAAUGAAUUUGUAUUUCUUUUCGGCUAGCGGUAGCUGGCAAUUCACUCGGUAGUAAACAGAGUAGUAAACUUAAGUCAACAAUGGAUUUCUAUGCGUCGGGGGAUGUAUGUUGUCGGGGCAUCUAUAG